AGACUAAUAUUAAGAACGAUGUCGCAGUCCUCAUCAGUCAAGCAAGGACCAAAAGCCAAAGAACUUCUCUGCAUAUUUCUUGAUCUAGUUCGUAAUUACAGUAGUCGGGGAUUAAACGAUUGUGGAAUACCAAAAUUGGAUCAUUGGAGAAACGCUAAUGCGCCAUUAGCGGCUAGUAAACUUGAAGCACUUAAAGAUUUAAUACCAGAACUUAGUGAUCGACAAUUUUCUCAAUUUUCUCUUUGUGUAAACCAUUAUAAUCAAGUUGUAGUUUCUGAUCAUUUUUACCAACAACUUUUAGGUAGUUCUAGUAACAGAUCCCGUCUUGAAGAUAGUUCUAAUAACGAUUCUACCUCUGCUUCCGAAUUUAAUGAAAUGAUUGUUGAAGAUGUAUCACGCCACUUGUUAGAUUUUGAAAUACUUGCAGAUAAUAAUAAGUAUAUAAUAACAGAAUUACAACGGCAAGUAAAAAGUAAAAAUGAUGUAAUAUCCAGGUUAAACAAGCAACUAGAAGAAUGCUAUAAAAUGAUAGCUUAG
Messenger RNA from Dentiscutata erythropus, 537 nucleotides. Lineage: Eukaryota; Fungi; Glomeromycota; Glomeromycetes; Diversisporales; Gigasporaceae. The record is from the annotation of a GenBank genome assembly.